This is a messenger RNA of Engraulis encrasicolus (European anchovy), 1255 nucleotides long. RefSeq lists its product as uncharacterized. The coding region runs from base 43 to 1182 and encodes 379 amino acids. The record is from RefSeq and is a predicted model, not a curated record. The transcript is spliced from 5 exons. Lineage: Eukaryota; Metazoa; Chordata; Actinopteri; Clupeiformes; Engraulidae.
CGAGUUAUCUGUUGACUAUAAAAGCUGAGCUUUGCCACAUAGAUGUUACAACUGGGAUUUUGGACCAUCAUGAUGUUCAGGUUUUCUUGGAUCUGCCUUCUCCUUUUGAGUCACCCAGGUCAACCAAUAUCAUUGAAUGUACCCAUGGUGCCAAUGGGCCACAGUGCAAUGAGCCAGGCUGGCCAGCAGGGGGCUUCCCCCAUUGGCACUGCUGUGGGUCAGGAAACCCAGCGGCAGCAAGCCCAGAUGAUGCAGGCGCCCCAGCAGCAGCAAGGCCAGAUGAUGCAGGCCCCAGUGAAGCAGACACCCCAGCAGCAGCAACCCCAGCUCCGCCGGUACCAUGCGCCGCAGCUGCCCCAGCAUCAAGCCCAGAUGUUCCAGACGCCGAUGCAGGCACCCCAGCAUCAAGCCCAGAUGUUCCAGAUGCCUGUUCAUGCACCCCAGCAGCAAGUCCAAAUGCCUCAGGCUGCAGCUCCCCAGCAGCAACUGCAUGCCCCAGCACUGGCACCCCAACAGCAAGCCCAGAAGCACCGGGCCCCUGUGAUGCAGCCGCACCUGCGGCAGCAAACCCAGAUGCAGCAGCCGGCCCAGAUGAUGAUGCAGCAGCCGGCCCAGAUGAUGAUGCAGCAGCCGGCCCAGAUGAUGAUGCAGCAGCCGGCCCAGAUGAUGAUGCAGCAGCCGGCCCAGAUGGUGCAGCAGCAGCCGGCCCAGAUGAUGAUGCAGCAGCCGGCCCAGCAGCAGCAAGCCAAGGUUCCCCAGCAGCAGCAGGCCCAGAUGUUCCAGAUGCCGGUUCAGGCGCAGCAGCAGCAGGCCAAGGUGCCCCAGGCCCCAGUCCAGUCUCUAUCUUCUGUGAGUUCAGGCUCUGCUGGUUCCCAAAGCAGCUCCUCCACAGGUGCAGUAGGCCCUGAUGCUGAGGCUGCCUCAUCAAGCCAAGAUCGCUUCAUCACACUAACUGCACCUUCAGGCUUCCAAACCAGCUAUGUUGUCCGGUCCUUCCACCGCUACUCAAGGGGCAAGAGGGUGUUUUCCCAAACCACCUACAUCCCCCUGGACUUCCCUCCUCCCCCUCCUGCUGAUCCUGCCCCUGCUGAACAGAUCACACAGGAUGUCCUGCCUGCAAGUAAGAACUCUGCACCGGCUGAACAGGAAACCCAGGAUGACAUCCCUGCCAGGAAGGGCUGAGAUUUGUUCCUGAACAACAGACACCAUGGUCCUGAAUUCUAUUUAUUUUAGUAAUAAAACGUGUUUCGCAUAA